This is a messenger RNA of Funneliformis caledonium, 978 nucleotides long. The record is from the annotation of a GenBank genome assembly. NCBI's taxonomy places the organism in Eukaryota, Fungi, Glomeromycota, Glomeromycetes, Glomerales, Glomeraceae.
AUGUCUCUUCCAACCCGCGAAUUAGAUAAAACCGGAGUCAAGAUCACAGUUAUUGGCUUGGGAUGCAUGGGAUUGGUUGAAUUUAAUGGAUCCGUUGACGAGGAUGAAAGCCUUAAAGUACUGAAAAGAUCACUCGAGUUAGGAUGUACCUUUCUGGAUACUGCGGAUAUCUAUGGAAGAAACGGAGCCUGUGAGAUCCUUUUAUCAAAAGUUAUCAAAGAUUGCCGCCGUGAUGAAGUAUUUGUUUGCACGAAAUUUGGAAUUAUUCGAAACGAAGAAGGAAAAUUUGUAGAUCGAAGAGGAGAUCGCGAGUACGUUCGCCAAUGUUGUGACAAUUCUUUGAAAAGGUUGGGGAUUAGUCAGAUCGAUCUUUAUUAUCUGCAUCGUAUGAUUCCCAAGACUCCGAUCGAAGAAACUGUUGCUGCUAUGGCGGAACUUGUUAAAGAAGGCAAAGUAAAAUAUAUCGGACUCUCGGAAUGUAAUGAAGAUCAACUUCGACGCGCUCAUAAAAUUCAUCCUAUUUCAGCUGUUCAGGUUGAAUAUAGUCCAUGGUGUCUUGAUAUUGAAACUAAUGGAGUUAUGAAAGCAUGUCAUGAAUUAGGUAUUACUAUUGUUGCUUAUCGUCCACUCGGUCGUGGAUUCUUAACUGGUAGGUAUCGAACGAUCGAUGAUUUUGCACCAGAUAAGGCUGAUUACCGUCGAACUUUGCCCCGUUUCUCGGGUGAGAAUUUUAAAAAGAAUUUGGACAUUGUUGAUAAAAUUCAAGAAUUCGCCACCAAGAAAGGUGUAACAGCAAGUCAACUUUGUUUGGCUUGGGUUCUAGCUCAAAGUGAUAACAUGAUCGUUAUUCCUGGUACGAAGAAGAUUAAAUACUUGGAAGAAAAUAUUGGUGCAGGAAAUGUAAAGCUUUCUAACGAGGAAUUAUCUGAAAUUCGUCAAAUCAUUAAUUCUUUUGAAAUUACUGGCAAGAUAUGGUGA